AUGGACAAGUAUUUACGAAGUUACGUAGUUAAAGCGGACAGGUCGGCUGGAGCUGAUAGCUGGUGUAAGUGGCGCAAGGAUGAGGCAGCAGGUUGUGCAGCGUCAUUUAAACAUCCCCCUCCUCUUCACCCAAAUGUUGAGAAACAUUUGCAACCGAUCUUCGACGAUCUUUCCAAUGACAGUCUUUUGGAAAGGUAUUUAGGUGGUUACACUCAGAAUGCGAAUGAAAGUUUCAAUUCUACCGUUUGGCGUUUAUCGCCUAAACACAUUCACAGUGGAGCAAAAAUCGUCUGCAUUGCUGCGUAUAUUGCUGCAUCGAUAUUUAACGAAGGCUACAAUGCAGUGUUAAUGAUGAUGAACAAAUUGGGUAUCGAAAUUUGGAUCCAGGCACACAAUUUUUACGUAACGAAGGACGAGAAGCGAAUCAACAGACAGAACCGCCGAAGCUAUAGCAGCUCAAAAGAGGCAAGAACGGCUCGUAGGAUGGAGAUGAUGGCUCAAAACGAGUUCUACGAGGAAGCGGAGGGGCUACUUUAUGCAGCUGGAAUCGCUGAUUAG
Molecule: messenger RNA, 558 nt
Organism: Trachymyrmex cornetzi
Lineage: Eukaryota; Metazoa; Arthropoda; Insecta; Hymenoptera; Formicidae
Exons: 2
Coding region: 1-558 (185 amino acids)
Source: RefSeq, a predicted model, not a curated record